AUGUUGGCCGACGAAGUGAUGAACUUGAGCAUCCGCCUCCCUUCACGCCCAUCCACAUCACCCCCUCCCCCUUCUCUUCACUUUCCCUUCCCACAUCACCCUGCAUCACCCGAACCCCACCCCACACUCCUAGUGCCUCCUGUCCUACAACCCCUUUCUCAGCCAUGCUGUGCGGGCGUGGUGGACGAGGAGCCGCACCUGGCGCGGCGCUGUGCGCACACAUGGUCCGCUUUUUGGGGCACCCCGCCCCGGCUCGACUUGAGCCAAACCGGACCCUGCCCGGCCGUUGCUCAACCCUACCUGCCACACCGCGGGCUGCCGUCCCUCUCUGUGACGGCGUUCCUGUGCGCCCUGGCCCCUGCUCCUCCCACCUUCACGCCCAUCCACACGCUCAAGGGCAACUGCGAGCUCUGCUCCACCGUCUCGACCCUCGCACGACCACCUGUUGGCUGCUCCUGCAUCAGGCUGCUCCUGCGAUACGGUAAGCACGCCACCUGGCUGCAGCUCCUCGAGGUGGAGGGGGCGGAGGAUGAGGCAGGAGGGGAAGGGGUACGACGUGGUGCUGGAGAAGGGCGAGCCUAUAGCGCGCAACCAGAUGUAGGUGCUGGGCAGAUCAUCGACUAUAGCGACCAGAUCUCGGGCCUGCCGCACCCGCCCACGCACUGGAGCUGGCCGCUCAUGCGGCGCAACGAGCACGUGAGUGCGGGCGUGGACAGCCAGCUGCGGUACCACACGAGUGAGUGGGCUGCUGGACGUCGCAUGUGCCUCGCUCAUCGCCACAUUCUGCUGGGGGCACAACUCGGCGAAUGUGGUGACAGUGAGUGGGCUGGUUGGGCUGGGGGAUAUCAUGGUUUCAGUGGGGCUGCUGGUGCUGCGGUGCGGCCAGAUGAGAAGGCGCGUGCAAUGAGCAGGUGGGAGAUGUUUGAGGCGUUUCUGCCAGUGGAAGCGGUGAAGCUCACUAUUGCGCUCACAGCAAUCACGGGCAACAGCAAGGUGCAGGAUCUGAUGUAUGCAGUGCUCGUGGAGGCCAGGGAGCUGUUCCUAACAGUGCAAGGUAGGAUGGGUGGAGGCAGCAGAAGAAAGAAAAGCAGAGAGGAAAGAAUGGAGGAGGCAGCAGGCGCUGCGGAAGGCGGCGAGAUGGGUGGCGGGGACACCGCCAAGCAGCGCAAACGGGGAGGAGGGAGUGAAGAAAAAGGGGGGGGGGGAGGGGCUGAUGAUGGGCUGGCGGAGACCACGGAGGACGUGCUUGGCGCUACCAACCAGCGAUGGGCGGAGUGCCCCACUCCCCCUUCCCUUAUCCCCUCGGGGCUGCUCAGAUCAGAGGAUUCCUUGCCAGGCGGCAACCAGCUUUCACACAAACACUCCCUCCCGCUCCCCUCGUCCAAGCGUCCUUCUCAUCAACACAUUGCUCCUCUCUUUCUCCUCUCCCCACCCCCCAGCUCCGCACCUGCUUUUCUUCCCCCACGUCGACUUGUCCCCCCACCGCUACGGAUGAGUGUGGUCACUGCUUUCCGGUUUGCAAUGCCAUCAGCAGCUCUUUUCCACUUCCUCCUCCUCAAUCAGCAGAACGUUCCUACAUCCUUUGCCUUCUUCCCCACUUGCCACCACUCUCUUCCCCUUCCCACACCAACAAGAGCCUUUCCCUGGACUACUCAUUUCUGUGGCACAAAGCCAGGCAGCAUGGCAGAGCCACGAGCAGCAGCAACGGCACUCAUGGCGGUGAAGUCAGCCAGUGGUGAGUGGGGUUCGGGGGACAGGAGGGAGGCAUGGACGAGAGGAGUGAGGCAGCAGCCACAGAGUGACUCUUUUGAGGCGCCUCAAAAGUCAGCCAGUGGUGAGUGGGGUUCGGGGGACAGGAGGGAGGCAUGGACGAGAGGAGAGAGGCAGCAGCCACAGAGUGACUCUUUUGAGGCGCCUCAAAAGUCAGCCAGUGGUGAGUGGGGUUCGGGGGACAGGAGGGAGGCAUGGACGAGAGGAGAGAGGCAGCAGCCACAGAGUGACUCUUUUGAGGCGCCUCAAAAGUCAGCCAGUGGUGAGUGGGGUUUGGGGGACAGGAGGGAGGCAUGGACGAGAGGAGUGAGGCAGCAGCCACAGAGUGACUCUUUUGAGGCGCCUCAAAAUUCAGCCAGUGGUGAGUGGGGUUCGGGGGACAGGAGGGAGGCAUGGACGAGAGGAGAGAGGCAGCAGCCACAGUGUGACUCUGACAGCCCGCUAUCAUGCAGGGCUUUUAUACUGCGGGCCCUCAAUGAGCGCAUCAUCCACCACAGUCUUGCCCGGGCCUAG
Closterium sp. Naga37s-1 is the source of this 2283-nucleotide messenger RNA. NCBI's taxonomy places the organism in Eukaryota, Viridiplantae, Streptophyta, Zygnematophyceae, Desmidiales, Closteriaceae. The record is from the annotation of a GenBank genome assembly.